GUUUAGUGACAAAUGACAUAGAUUUAAAAAUAACGUGCUCUUUAAUUUUACUCUAUUUGUAUUCCAUAAACUUAUUUUACCAAUAAUUUAGUUUAGUGUAUAGUUUUUACUUACAUGUUUUAAAAUAUGGAUAGUUUUAAAACUCCUUUAAAAAAUAAACUCACUAAUAAUGUGAAGGUCCAAAUACCCCCGAGCCCACUUAUGAAAAAAAUUGGAUUUGGAACAAGUGUUGUUGUGUAUGAACUGCAAAGAUCUCCUAUUCCUGGAAAAUUUCGCUCACCAUGGGCCAUAAAAAAAUUAAUACAGAGCCACAAAAAUAGAGAUACAUCAAAAUUUAUUAAUGAACGCCUCAAAAAUGAGGCAGAAAUACUUCGUAAGUUAGAUCACCCAAAUAUAGUGGGCUUUCGAGCUUUUACCAAGGAUUCAGAUGGAACUAAUAUUUUAGCCAUGGAAGAAUGUACCAGUUCUCUAGGUGAUCUAAAUGAAAAUCGUUUGGACUAUUUGGGAGAUGUACCUUAUCCUAGUGAUACUAUCUUAAAAGUUUCGUAUGAUGUAGCAAAGGCUUUAGACUAUCUACAUAAUACUGCCCUAUUGUUGCAUUGUGAUAUUAAAUCGUACAAUGUACUUGUUAAAGGGGAGUUCGAGGUUUGUAAGUUAUGUGAUUUUGGAGUUUGCUUACCAUUAACCAAGUCUGGGGAAAUUGAUAGAAGUAAAGCCGGAGAAGAUGCAGAAUAUGUAGGUACACCUCAUUGGUCUGCACCAGAAGUACUUCUAGGUAAUAGCAGCAUUACCACAAAAGCAGACAUGUAUUCUUUUGGGAUAGUAGUCUGGGAAAUGUUGUCUUUAACACCUCCAAUAGAUGAUGAAUUACUUGAAGAUAUUGAAGGUGAAGAUUAUUCAGAUGAACUGCCCCCUAUAUCCAUAAAAAGAGAACUGACAACAGUUAGGCAAAGACCUCCUCUGCCUGAUGUUGAUCUGGGACCAGAGUAUAAUCUAGUGUUGGAGAUUUAUUUUUGUUGUACUGCUGUUGAUAGUAGUAAAAGGCCAGAUGCAAAGAAUUUAGUAUGUGUUUUGGAAGAGGCCAAGCAAACUUAAAUUUUUUGAAGAUUAUUUAUAAUAUUUUUUAGAUAGUAAAUUAUCUUUUAAUAGUAUAGAUAUAUUUUUAAGACUGCUUUAAUAUAAUCUAAUAUGAGAUAUAUUUUUAAUAACUUAGAUCUGUUAAAUUCCAUUUUAAUAUCUUAUUGAUUGUAUUAUAAUAAUAUACUGAUUAAGGUGA
Molecule: messenger RNA, 1276 nt
Organism: Diabrotica virgifera virgifera (western corn rootworm)
Lineage: Eukaryota; Metazoa; Arthropoda; Insecta; Coleoptera; Chrysomelidae
Product: lymphokine-activated killer T-cell-originated protein kinase
Exons: 3
Coding region: 127-1095 (322 amino acids)
Biological process (GO): protein phosphorylation
Molecular function (GO): ATP binding; protein kinase activity
Source: RefSeq, a predicted model, not a curated record